AUGCGUGCCAGUAACCAUCGUUAUUUGACAGAUGUCGUUGGCCGACUCAGUUCGAUCAGCGGGAUAUCGCACAAGAUCACAAAUAACGAGCCUGCAGUCAAGCAGACGGUUAUAGUUGAGGAUGAAAGUGGAGCGAAGGUCUCAAUUACGCUCUGGGAUGAGUUUUCUGCGGUGUUGGAUCAUGUUGCUCUCACUCAGGCUGACUCGAUUGAAGCUGUGAUUUUGGCAUUUGGCGGCUUGCUGGUUAAUAAGCUGGGAGAUGAUUAUGUUCUGUCGAGUUCUGCCGCUACUCGCAUAUUAGUCAAUCAUGCUGUACCAAAGGCUUAUUUUCUUGCAUCUAGGUUUGCUGAGAAACAUGAGGUUGUUGAAUCCUUGCCGGUUGAGUUUGCUACUGCCGCUGAUGCUACAGCUGAUGCAGAUCGUCGAACCAGGACUUUGAGUCAGCUGAUGGCGUUAUCCAAAACAAAUGCCUCACUGGAAGAGAAGUACCGCUGUGGUGGAGUGAUUGUUGAUGUCGAGUCAAGCACACAUUGGUAUUAUAUUUCAUGCAAGUUAUGUUCAAGGGCUGUUUCGAAGCGUCAUGAUGAUACAUUUUGGUGUCCAAAGGAUUGGCAGUUGGACGAGGAACAAACUCGCGUCAACUACAAGCUCCAGCUUACACUGAGGGAUGACUCCUUGGUUCCUCUUGAUGAUCCUACUGUGGUGGGUGAUCUGCUUGAGUUUUCUUCGCCCCCUCCGUUGGCUGCUCCUAUGGUGCGCGCAUCGAGUAUCGUGGGGGGCCCCUCUGGUUCAUCGAGGGCCUCGAAGGGAAAGGAAAAGGUUUCAGACUCUCUUCUCAUUGAAGCUCCAGCUAUGCCGUUUAGCAUCACUGAUGAACCAGAUCUGAUUGACAGAUUUCCCAGUUAUGAGGGCAAGGAUUUCCGGAACCCUAUUUCUGCAAAUGUCAGAAAUGAAGAUAUUGAUACUGAGUCGCGGGUUCUUGGAGGUUCUUAG
This is a messenger RNA of Linum trigynum, 993 nucleotides long. The record is from the annotation of a GenBank genome assembly. NCBI's taxonomy places the organism in Eukaryota, Viridiplantae, Streptophyta, Magnoliopsida, Malpighiales, Linaceae.